AUGCCGACGACACCAAAGCACCAAAUCCUGCCCACCUCAAGUGAUAUUUUCCGGGAUCCAACCCACGGGAAUCCCACAUCUAGGAAAUUAUCUCGGGGCGCUGCAAAAUUGGGUACGGUUACAGGAGAAAGCGGAGAAGAGUACCAAAUUAUUUUACUCGGUUGUGGAUUUACAUGCGAUUACUGUGGCGCAGAAAAAAGAGGAGUUGAGGAGGUGGAAGAGGGAGAGUUUGGCGACGCUGUUGGCGAUAGGUUUGGAUCCGGAGAGGAGUACGGUGUUUUUUCAGAGUUCGGUAGGUGCUGUGUGGGUUUUUGUUUUUGGUGUUGUGUUGUGGGAGGGAGGGAGAAAGUGGUGGGAGGCGAGGAUAGUAAAUUAUCUCUCCAAGAUGAUGCUUCACCACUAGAUGGUGGCAAUAAAUCUAAGCUCAAAUUGGGAUUGUUCUCGUACCCUGUCCUGCAAGCUGCGGAUAUCUUGGUUCAUAGAGCCACUCAUGUUCCAGUCGGCGAAGAUCAAACCCAACAUCUUGAAUUCGCUCGUGAAUGCGUCACGAAUUUCAAUCAUGCAUAUGGAACCCAUCUAAUUGAACCUCGAACCAUUCUUUCCCCAACAAAACGCAUAAUGUCCCUCCAAUCCCCCACCCAAAAAAUGUCUAAAUCACACCUAUCCCCCCUCUCCCGCAUCCUUCUAACCGAUUCCCCGGACACCGUCACCAAAAAAAUCUCAUCCGCCCUUACGGAUUCCCAAAACAGUGUUUCCUACUCUCCUUCUGAAAGACCCGGUGUUGCAAAUCUCCUUACACUAUGGUCAUCGUUCGACACCCAAACGCCGAAAAGAACAGUGGCGCAGAUAGCCGAAGAGUGUGUGGUUAAGAGCUUAAGUUUGAAAGAUUUGAAGAGAGAGACGGCUGAUGCGGUGAAUGCGGGACUGGAGCCUAUUAGAAGGGGAUAUGAGAGGGUGUUGGGGGAUGAGGGGUAUGUUGAGGAGGUAGCGAGGAGGGGUGGUCUUAAGGCAAGAGAGAAUGCGGAGGAGACUAUGGUUAAGGUUAGAGAAGCGGUGGGGUUUUUAGAUGGGGGUGUAUUUUAA
Messenger RNA from Sclerotinia sclerotiorum 1980 UF-70, 1083 nucleotides. RefSeq lists its product as hypothetical. Gene Ontology annotation, biological process: mitochondrial tryptophanyl-tRNA aminoacylation. Gene Ontology annotation, molecular function: ATP binding; tryptophan-tRNA ligase activity. The record is from RefSeq and is a predicted model, not a curated record. Gene Ontology annotation, cellular component: mitochondrial matrix; mitochondrion. NCBI's taxonomy places the organism in Eukaryota, Fungi, Ascomycota, Leotiomycetes, Helotiales, Sclerotiniaceae. The transcript is spliced from 4 exons. The coding region runs from base 1 to 1083 and encodes 360 amino acids.